Molecule: messenger RNA, 3527 nt
Organism: Molossus molossus (Pallas's mastiff bat)
Lineage: Eukaryota; Metazoa; Chordata; Mammalia; Chiroptera; Molossidae
Gene: IKBKB
Product: inhibitor of nuclear factor kappa B kinase subunit beta
Exons: 24
Coding region: 380-2650 (756 amino acids)
Biological process (GO): tumor necrosis factor-mediated signaling pathway; peptidyl-serine phosphorylation; positive regulation of transcription by RNA polymerase II
Cellular component (GO): cytoplasm; IkappaB kinase complex
Molecular function (GO): ATP binding; IkappaB kinase activity; protein binding
Source: RefSeq, a predicted model, not a curated record
CUAAGACGACAGACUGGCUAUGGACCCUGAGGUCCAAGGAACUGCAUGAUGAGCAUAAGGAGAACAUGUCCUGGCUGUCCCAGCGCCGUGGCUAUUGCACAUGUGACCGGACAGGUAGCGCCUAUAACAUACACAAUGCCACAGACUGUGUUUUGAACAAACAGGCCUGAUCCCUGCAAAGGGUCCCGUACACAGGAGCAUGAACUUGGAGACAGAGGCCCAGGGGAGAAAGGAGCUGGGUGUGAUGCUCCCUGAUACAGCCCCAACCCCUGAGGUGGAAGGUGGAUGGCCCACAUUUGGUGAUCUGGCAGCGCUGAGAGUCACCACAGCCUCUUGCAGGAAGGGGAAGCUGGGCUGGCAGAGUUAGCACGGCAUCAGUAUGAGCUGGUCACCCUCCCUGCCAACCCAGACAUGUGGGGCCUGGGAGAUGAAAGAACGACUUGGGACGGGGGGAUUUGGAAACGUCAUCCGAUGGCACAAUCAGGAAACAGGCGAGCAGAUCGCUAUCAAGCAGUGCCGGCAGGAGCUCAGCCCCCGGAAUCGAGAGCGGUGGUGCCUGGAGAUCCAGAUCAUGAGACGGCUGAACCACCCCAAUGUGGUGGCUGCCCGGGAUGUCCCCGAGGGGAUGCAGAACUUGGCUCCCAACGACUUGCCCCUGCUGGCCAUGGAGUACUGCCAAGGAGGAGAUCUCCGAAAGUACCUGAACCAGUUUGAGAACUGCUGUGGCCUACGGGAAGGAUCCAUCCUCACCUUGCUGAGUGACAUUGCCUCUGCACUUAGAUACCUUCAUGAAAACAGAAUCAUCCAUCGGGAUCUAAAGCCAGAAAACAUCGUCCUGCAGCAAGGAGAGCAAAGAUUAAUACACAAAAUUAUUGACCUAGGAUAUGCCAAGGAACUGGAUCAGGGCAGUCUCUGUACUUCCUUUGUGGGGACCCUGCAAUACCUGGCUCCGGAACUGCUGGAGCAGCAGAAGUACACGGUGACUGUCGACUACUGGAGCUUUGGCACCUUGGCUUUCGAGUGCAUCACGGGCUUCCGGCCUUUCCUCCCCAACUGGCAGCCUGUGCAGUGGCAUUCCAGAGUCCGGCAGAAGAGUGAGAUGGACAUCGUGGUUUUUGAAGACUUGAAUGGAGCAGUGAAGUUUUCCAGCUCUUUACCCUACCCCAAUAAUCUGAACAGUGUCUUGGCACAGCUCCUGGAGAAGUGGCUGCAGCUGAUGCUAAUGUGGCACCCCCGACAAAGGGGCACUGAUCCCAGGUACGGGCCCAAUGGCUGCUUCAAGGCCCUGGAUGACAUCUUAAACUUAAAGCUGGUCCAUAUCUUGAACAUGGUCACAGGCACCAUUCACACCUAUCCAGUGUCAGAAGACGAGAGUCUACAGAGCUUAAAGGCCAGAAUCCAGGAGGACACAGGAAUCCCAGAGGAGGACCAGGAGCUGCUGCAAGAAGCGGGUCUGGCACUGAUUCCCGACAAGCCUGCCACUCAGUGUAUUUCAGACAACAAGCUAAAUGAGGGCCACACAUUGGACAUGGAUCUUGUUUUUCUCUUUGACAACAGUAAAGUCACCUAUGAGACUCAGAUCUCCCCACGGCCUCAACCUGAAAGUGUCAGCUGUAUCCUUCAAGAGCCCAAGAGGAAUCUGCCUUUCUUCCAGCUGCGGAAAGUGUGGGGCCAGGUCUGGCACAGCAUCCAAACCCUGAAGGAGGACUGUAACCGCCUGCAGCAGGGACAGCGAGCUGCCAUGAUGAAUCUCCUCCGGAAUAACAGCUGCCUCUCCAAGAUGAAGAACUCCAUGGCCUCCAUGUCUCAGCAGCUCAAGGCCAAGUUGGAUUUCUUUAAGACCAGCAUCCAGAUUGACCUGGAGAAGUAUAGUGAGCAAACUGAGUUUGGGAUCACAUCAGAUAAACUGCUACUGGCCUGGAGGGAAAUGGAACAGGCUGUGGAGCUCUGUGGGCGGGAGAAUGAAGUGAAACAUCUGGUGGAACGGAUGAUGGCAUUGCAGACAGACAUCGUGGACUUGCAGAGGAGCCCAAUGGGUCGGAAGCAGGGGGGAACACUGGACGACCUAGAAGAGCAAGCAAGGGAGCUUUACAGGAGACUCAGGGAAAAACCAAGAGACCAGCGAACCGAGGGUGACAGUCAGGAAAUGGUACGGCUGCUACUUCAGGCAAUCCAAGCCUUUGAGAAGAAAGUGCGAGUGAUUUACACACAGCUCAGUAAAACUGUGGUUUGCAAGCAGAAGGCUCUGGAAUUGUUGCCCAAGGUGGAGGAGGUGGUGAGUUUAAUGAAUGAGGAUGAGAAGACUGUUGUUCGGCUUCAGGAAAAGCGACAGAAGGAGCUCUGGAAUCUCCUGAAGAUCGCUUGUAGCAAGGUUCGUGGUCCUGUUAGUGGAAGCCCAGAUAGCAUGAACACUUCUCGCCUUAGUCACUCUGGACAGUUGAUGUCUCAGCCUUCCACCGCUCCCAACAGCUCACCUGAGUCAGUCAACAAAAGUGAAGAGCUGGUGGCUGAAGCACAUACUCUCUGCACCCAGCUAGAAAGUGCAAUGCAAGACACCAUGAAAGAACAGGACCAGAGUUUACAGUCUCUAGAUUGGAGCUGGUUACAGACAGAAGAAGAAGAACAGAAUAGCUUGGAGCAGACCUCAUGACUGUGUGUGUGGCCUUGACCACAUGAUGGGGCUGCCUGGCCUGAAGCUGUCCCACAGUGGCUCCUGCUAUGUAGAUGUCCCAGCAGUCUUCGGCACCCAGAUGGAGAUCUUCUCACUUCCCCAACGGUUGUGGCACUGACUGUGGACCAAGGGUGUGGCUCUCCGUGGGCACUGCCAGCAACUUGUCUGUACACUGGAAGUCCUCCAUCACAGAGGCCCAGCGAACGUGGAUGCCAAGCAGGAGCAUUAGGGAGACUAAACCACAACACCUCCUUCCUCUGCUCUGAAAAAAGUACUCAAGUACAGUUGCCCCACAGACCACUGGACAAAUGUCUAACAUGAAUUUUUCAGGACAAAGUAUGAACAGCACUUGGUGCCAGCCUGUCCUCUGGUGACCCUCCUGAUCUUUGGAGGCCCGGAUCCACACGUCCUCACAGUUAGUGUCCAUUGGAUUUGGCUUCUCUUGAACAGACUUUAAAAUCACGGACUUGGCCUGGCCCCAUCCUCUCUCUUCUUCUUUUCAUUUCACUGCUGCUAAAAUUUUCUUUUUACCUACACUUUGGUGGUUAUACUCCCUUUGGCAAGGUUGUAAGUGAAUGCUAACCUCUCCCUGUCUGUAGUCCUUUUGGCCACAGAGUGACUCACUAGAGCCAGGAUGGAAGAGCAACUCCCUUCCUUUGGGUCUCAAAGAUUACUUGGGAGUGAGUUGUUAUGGAGAAGAAGGAAAGAAGAAAAGGUUACCUGUCAACCACAGGCCUGCUGACCACAAGCACACACCUCCUGUUCUUGCUCAGACACAUCUGUGUGGUGGUGGGAUGGGGAGUCCCUGCCUCUCAUAUCAUCUAGCAGUAUUAUUAAAUUGGUUUAUUUUUAAAAA